AUGUCGCUUGGUACCGUCGUCUACAACACCGUCUCUCGCCGUUUUUCCACCAUCCUCUUGGCUUCUGCCUUCGGAGCGUACGCUUUCAAUUAUACCUUAGAUGGACUCACCAACUUCUAUUGGGACACUUCGGUAGCGGCGCCGCACCCUCAAUCAUCGCCCCCACAAAAGAAUGCUAACAAGCAAUGGAAAGACAUCAAGCAACAAUUGGCCCAAGAAUAG
Messenger RNA from Caenorhabditis briggsae, 222 nucleotides. The coding region runs from base 1 to 222 and encodes 73 amino acids. NCBI's taxonomy places the organism in Eukaryota, Metazoa, Nematoda, Chromadorea, Rhabditida, Rhabditidae. Gene Ontology annotation, biological process: mitochondrial electron transport, ubiquinol to cytochrome c. The record is from RefSeq and is a predicted model, not a curated record. The transcript has 3 exons.